Molecule: messenger RNA, 1057 nt
Organism: Rosa chinensis
Lineage: Eukaryota; Viridiplantae; Streptophyta; Magnoliopsida; Rosales; Rosaceae
Exons: 3
Coding region: 190-795 (201 amino acids)
Cellular component (GO): mitochondrion
Source: RefSeq, a predicted model, not a curated record
GUCUUGUUUCAUAGCCUCAUGUCGAGCAAGAGAAACAGAAACCUUGUGCUUCUUGCGUGGUUCAAAGGGAUUGAUUAAAGUUUCUUCUUUCUCAGUUCUGAGGCUUUGCUUUGUCUUCUCGCCUCAAAAUAGAACACUCGAUCAGUAAUAUGUUUGAUUAGAUACACAACACUUUGGUAGGCAAACAAUAUGGCAACAGCUCUGCUGCUCCCUCCUUCUCCUUGUCUUUCCUCUGCUUCUUUCUUGAAGAACAAUGGAGAACCAAGAAGUUGCUGCUGUGCCUCUAUUCAACAAUCCAAGCGCAAUUCUCACUUGAAAGGUUUAAGAGUCAGAGCCCUCAAAGAGAAAACGGAGAAAAUCGAAAACCCAUCUUCAUCUUCUUCAUCUUCUAAAGCUUCAGCAGAGGAAAUUACCAAGAAGUAUGGACUUGAAGCUGGUCUCUGGAAGAUAUUCAGCUCAAAAGAGGAAGAAAAGGAAGGUGAAAAGAAGAAGUCAAAGGGUGAUGAAGCCAAGGAAUUGCUAGCUAAAUAUGGAGGGGCAUACCUGGCCACCUCUAUUGCACUAUCCAUUAUAUCAUUUUCGUUGUGUUAUGCGUUAAUCAGCGUCGGAGUUGACGUCCAAGCUUUGCUGCAGAAGGUUGGAAUCUCAGGUAGUGAGGCUGGAGAGAAAGUUGGAACUUUUGCUUUGGCAUAUGCUGCACAUAAAGCUGCAUCUCCAAUUAGGUUUCCUCCAACUGUGGCUCUCACUCCAGUAGUCGCCGGUUGGAUUGGGAAGAUAGUCGGAAAAGAGAAGUAACUUCUUCGGUUACUUAUCUCAUAAACGGGAGUUUUGUUUCUAUAUAUAACAUCAACAUGUCAAAACUUGUCUUGCCCAUGUAGCAUUCAAGGUUGAACUCUCCUAGUCCUUAAAACGAGUUUUUAUGAUGCAACUUAGCUGGUGUAGCAAAUGUCUAAAUUGCAGAAUUUGGUGAUGUAUUUUGAUGCGGCAAACUGACUCCUGGAUUCAAUCAUAAUGCAAUUCUACUUAUAAAAUUGCUGCAUCAAAGAGCUAUCAUUCA